Molecule: messenger RNA, 1078 nt
Organism: Microdochium trichocladiopsis
Lineage: Eukaryota; Fungi; Ascomycota; Sordariomycetes; Xylariales; Microdochiaceae
Exons: 2
Coding region: 130-849 (239 amino acids)
Source: RefSeq, a predicted model, not a curated record
CUGCACACCCAGUGCCGUGUCUUCGUCAGCGCACCAGCGUUGUUGACGAAGGAAGCAUACUUGUACACUGUCUAAAUACUGGCCGACACUACACGUUCGGAUCACGAAACGCACGGCCGUGAAGCAAUCAUGCGGCCAAUAAGCCCAGAUCACUUUGCUGUUCCCACGGCAUUAGCUCAUCGGUCACACAACCCUCGGCAUACCAUCAGCUCGAGCUUCUCGUUCACCAUUCCGGAGACGUGGAGGCCAAAGGGCGGAAUCGUGCGCUGGAUCAACGAGCUGCCUGGGCCUAAGGCAAGAGAGGAGCCAUUGGAGCCAACACCAAUGCUUGGCCAGAAGCAUGACCUGGAACCGGACAAUGAGAAGACGCCGACCUCGGAAGACCACCGCAACAAGCGCACGAGACGCUUCUCGGCAGCAAGCUUUACCAAGUCUCAUGACCAGAUGCAGCAACAGACCAGCCUCUUUACCAGAGGACAUCGCGCUGUCGCGAGCAUCUCAAGCACCUUCACCAGCACCAGCCGCCAUCGCCGCCAAGACCAACACCAGGAACAACCAGUCUCACGCAGCGAGACCGCAGCCUCGAACUAUACGGUCGUCUACCAGCAGAGUGACUACUACCACCAUCACCACCACCAUGGGGACGACCAGCAGCAGGGACAGCACCGGUACGCCAAGGACAACACCUCGUCGAGACGUGCGUCCUCGACAAUGGCGGGGACGACCGCGCGCGGCUCCGUGAUUUCCAACUCGCCGCCUGGCACGCCGCUCACGAUUCCCGGCCGAGCCAGGAUGAGGUUCGCUUUUGUCGGGGACUCCGGGUGUGGCAAGUCUAGCUUGCUCCUGUGAGUUUUCUUUCUCGUACGGCUGAUGAUUACUGCGAUGAUUGUCGCUGACCUUGGCUUUAUUUCUGCGCAGUCGGUACUAUCGCGAUACUUUCACUGAGGUCAGUUUUCUUUUUUCCCCCUGAUCUGUAUUACCGCAAUUCGUUCCAGGUCAUGUGUUGCGAUCGGUUUCAUCCAUAAACGAUCAAGUGCCGCACAUCGAGAGCUCUGGCUGACCUCGGGCCCUCUCCUCG